UUUUUUGAAAUUCAGUUCGUUUAUCUGUGAGAUUCAGUUCGUAUCUGACUUUCGGCGUGAGUGGAGUGCAGCGUUUGUUUGAACGGCCACUGAAAGCCAGCAACAACAACAAUAAUAUCGACGACAACAACAACAAAAACAGCAGCGGCAGCAAAGACAGCAAAGCAAAAGCAACAACCAGUGACGUGCAACAACGACAAGCAGAACAGCAUGUGUUGCAUGCAGUGAACAAAACAAACAGAACAUAAACACAAGUAUUCUGUAUUCUGUUUUCUGUAUUCUUUUAAUAUUUAAUAAAACAAGAAAGUGAACUAGAAGUGAAGCCAUCGAGUGAAUACCAGACGAAAAGUGUAUGUCUCUGAACUGCUCCCAGGAAAAGUUCUCGUUAAGCCCCCGAAAAUGUGUUAGAAGACCCGCGGAAAACCUGCAAAACAAUCGACAACAAGGAAAAACUCUAUACCAGCACCAUGGACAUGACCAAACAGAUUGCGGACUUUGAAAUAAAGUCGGAACUGAUCGGCGAAAUGGAUCAGUUCGAGCCGAGUGACUACACGAUGGCGCCACCGGAAGAGCCCACGAUUGUGAAUGAGGCUCACCUGGAGCACCUGGAGGAGCCGAACAAAAAGUACUCCCCCGAAAGGGAAGUGGAAGCCGCUCUGGAGGAUCCCAGUGAGGUGGUGGGUCAAGCGGACACAGAUGCUGAGGCUGGUGGAGAAGUGAAGUCACCAGAGAACGACUUGGAAGCGGAGCCGGUGAAGGCCAAGGAGAGUCUGAUGAACGACCAAGCUCUGACUCCGCCACCACGACCGCUGACCUCCAGUGAAGUGGUGGGUCUGCGGGAUCCCGAACACACCGAGCUGCGCAUGCGCCUGGAGGCCAAGAAGUCGCGCUCUCUACCAGUUUCCCCACAGCCCCAACAAAGUCUUAAGCUAGCCGGCUCGGCGCUCUUCGAAUUCGGCCAGCGAUCCUCUCCGGUGGAGGCCAAGAUCAAAACCAAUCCCGAGGCGACGAAGGCGCCCAGGCGCAAAAUAGUUCCUCCCACUGGCGAAGGGGACAACCAGCAGUUCUGCCUGAGGUGGAAUAACUACCAGUCCAACCUGACCAAUGUCUUUGACGAGCUCCUGCAGAGCGAGUCCUUCGUGGACGUGACCCUGUCCUGCGAGGGCCACUCGAUCAAGGCCCACAAGAUGGUGCUAUCCGCCUGCUCGCCCUACUUCCAGGCCCUGUUCUACGACAAUCCCUGCCAGCACCCCAUUAUCAUUAUGCGGGACGUCAGCUGGUCCGACCUGAAGGCCCUGGUGGAGUUCAUGUACAAGGGGGAGAUCAACGUGUGCCAGGACCAGAUAAAUCCGCUGCUCAAAGUGGCCGAAACCCUCAAGAUCAGGGGCCUGGCGGAGGUCAGUGCGGGCAGGGGCGAGGGAGGCGCCUCCGCACUUCCCAUGUCCGCCUACGAGGAUGAGGAGGAGGAGGAGGAACUGGCCUCGGCCACUGCGAUUCUGCGGCAGGAGGAUGACGCAGAUCCCGAUGAGCAGAUGAAGGCCAAGAGGCCCAGACUGCUGCCCGAAGGCGUCUUGGACUUGAACCAGCGCCAGAGGAAGAGAUCCCGGGAUGGCAGCUACGCCACACCGAGUCCCUCCCUGCAGGGCGCGGAGUCCGAGAUCUCGGAGAGGGGCUCAUCCGCCACGCCUGGCCAGAACCAGAGCCAACCCCUGGCCAUGACCACCUCCACCAUAGUGCGCAACCCCUUCGCCUCGCCCAAUCCCCAGACCCUGGAGGGCAGGAACAGUGCUCUGAAUGCGCCAGCAGGCCAGAGGAAGUCGCCAGCUCCAGCUGCGGCCCACAGCAAUGGAAACAGCGGCGCCACCAUGCACUCCCCACCCGGGGGCGUGGCCGUCCAGUCCGCCCUGCCGCCCCACAUGGCCGCCAUCGUGCCGCCGCCCACCUCCGCCAUGCACCACCAUGCCCAGCAACUGGCCGCCCAGCACCAGCUGGCCCACUCGCACGCCAUGGCCAGCGCCUUGGCGGCCGCAGCCGCCGGAGCGGGCGCGGCGGGAGCGGGCGGCGCUGGAGCCGGCAGUGGCUCUGGGGCCAGUGCUCCGACUGGCGGAACGGGAGGGGCGGGCAGUGCAGCCGGCGCGGCGGUGGGUUCCCAUCACGAUGACAUGGAGAUCAAGCCAGAGAUCGCCGAGAUGAUUCGCGAGGAAGAGCGGGCCAAGAUGAUCGAGAGUGGAGGCCACGGCGGCUGGAUGGGAGCGGCAGCUGCGGCCACUGGAGCAGCUUCUGUGGCGGCAGACAGCUACCAGUACCAGCUGCAGUCCAUGUGGCAAAAGUGCUGGAACACCAACCAGCAGAACCUGGUGCAGCAGCUGAGGUUCCGCGAGCGCGGCCCACUGAAGUCCUGGCGACCCGAGGCCAUGGCCGAGGCCAUCUUCAGUGUCCUGAAGGAGGGUCUCUCCCUGUCCCAGGCGGCCCGCAAGUUCGACAUACCCUAUCCCACCUUCGUCCUGUACGCCAACCGGGUGCACAACAUGCUGGGUCCCUCGCUGGAUGGCGGAGCUGAUCCGCGGCCAAAGGCGCGCGGUCGUCCGCAGAGGAUCCUGCUGGGCAUGUGGCCGGAGGAGCUCAUCCGCAGCGUCAUCAAGGCGGUGGUGUUCCGGGACUAUCGCGAGAUCAAGGAGGACAUGAGCGCCCACCAGUACGCCAAUGGACAGGCCCAUGGUCAGACCUACAUCGGAGGAGGCACCACCACGAAUGGCUACCACAGUGCUGCGGCAGCCAAGCUGGCCGCCCAGAAUGCUGCACUGGCUCCGCCGGACGCGGGCAGCCCGCUGAGUUCCAUGACCGAGACCCUGCGCCGCCAGAUCCUCUCGCAGCAGCAGCAGCAGCAACAGCAGCAGCAGCACCACCAACAGCAGCAGGCGCACCACCAGCAGCAGCCCUCGCACCACCAGCAGCAGUCGCCCCACGUCCAGUCCAUGAACAUGUACAAGUCGCCGGCCUAUCUGCAGCGCUCCGAGAUCGAAGAUCAAGUGUCCGCCGCGGCGGCCGUGGCGGCGGCGGCGGCCAAGCACCAGCAGCAGGGGGAGCGGAGGGGCUCGGAGAACCUGCCCGACCUCAGUGCCCUGGGCCUGAUGGGUCUGCCGGGCCUGAACGUGAUGCCCUCCCGGGGAUCCGGCGGCGGAAGUGGCGGCGCAGCGCCCAACAGUGCCGCUUCCUAUGCCCGCGAGUUGUCCCGCGAACGGGAACGCGAUCGGGAGCGCGAGCGGGAGAGGGAAAGGGAGCUGUCCCGCCAGUAUGGCAGCCAGUCGCGGGGAUCGAGUUCCGGUUCCGGGAGCGCCAAGUCCCUGAACGCCAGCCAAAGACCGGGCGCCGCCUCGCCCUACUCCGCCGUCCACUAUGCCAAACAUCAGGCGAGUGCCUACAACAAGCGCUUUCUGGAGAGCCUGCCCGCCGGCAUCGACCUGGAGGCCUUCGCCAACGGACUGCUCCAGAAGUCGGUGAACAAGAGUCCGCGCUUCGAGGACUUCUUCCCGGGCCCCGCCCAGGACAUGAGUGAGCUGUUUGCCAAUCCGGAUCCCAGUGCAGCUGCUGCGGCGGCGGCCGCCUAUGCGCCUCCUGGCGCCAUCCGGGAGUCCCCGCUGAUGAAGAUCAAGCUGGAGCAGCAGCACGCCACCGAACUGCCGCACGAGGAUUGAAUCCUGGGCGGGGGCGGUAUCGGGGCAGACACAAGAGUGGGCUGGGGCAGUUAUUAGGUAACCAAAUAAACGAGGAGGGGUGCUAAGUAAUCUUGGAUAAGAGUAAGUAGCUAUAAUUUCGGGAUAAUUUCAUGAAGCAGAUACACGUGCAUGUAGAAUUACAUGCAAUUUUGUUUUGUGAAACAUCUGCAAGAAUAGGAAAGAAGUGUGCAGGAAGCCCAACAGCUCAUGUAAAAUGUGACUGAUAAAAUAAAGUACUCGCUAUCUUAUCAAGAAAUAGUAAAACGGUUCAAUAAAAUGGAGCAUUUCAAUUUGAUGACAUCAAUUUACGCCGUUAAUACCAAGCAUAUGCGAUUUAUUUUCCCCAACAAAUAGCCCAAACACUCCAAAGAUUACUUGCCCCAGGAGUCUUGGCCCAAAUCCAACAAACCACCCUCAGCCCAAAGGAAGAACACAAUAGACCCAAACAAACAUUUUGGACUGCUACUUGAACCCCAACGUUUUUAGUGUUUAGUGCUUAGUUGAAGUUGCUAACUGGUUUUUAUGCCUAGGCUAGUUUUAGAGUGUAUCGAGGAAGGUAUAAAGUAUUAACCUAUUAUUAAAGCACACCCCAAACACAGACACACACACACACACACACACACGCACACACAACCACACACACAUACUUCGGAACUUUCCUGUAAGGAUAGGAUCUCGUACUUUGUCUUAUUUAUUUCGAGAGAACUCGUUGCGUUGAUUGCCUUUUUUGCCACGCGAAAAUAAUAAUAAUAAAUAGGAUUACGAUUAACAAUAAACGUGAACGCGACCGUAAACAUUAAAGUUGCGAUUAGAGACUUGUGCAUUUCUUAAAUGUAGCUUAACCCUAGAAUAGCCCUCAAAUACAAAACACUGAAUGUUGUCAAAUCCGGUAAUCACCACUUAUACAUGCAUAUAUACCAGCAUACAUAUACGCAAUACUUUAGAUACAUAAACCCACACAGAUAGAGGUGCAUACCACGCACGUACAUACAUAAACUUAUAUUAAUGGUAUUUCCAAAUGUACGAGUAACUGUAAAUAAUGUACAAAUUUCCAUAGCUUUAGGCUUCGACUUAAUCUUAGACUUACCCCAAAAAGCCCUUCGCAGCACUUCUUCUAUGGUAAUCGUAUUGUAAAUGAACGAAUGGGCAAACAACGCAGGCAGCAUCACAUUAAAUUUGUGCUAAUUUUAUGUAAACAACCACACAGAUACACAAUACCAACGCACCCACGCACACUCGACUGUCAGAUAUGCGUAUGUAUGUGUAUUGGUUGGGCUGCGUGGGUGAACUAUUAUUAUAACUAUUAUUACGAUUAUUAUUAUUGCCUACCCCUAGAGAUGCGCGAGGCAUUCUUGAGUUUAGUUAAACCGUAAAUUAUACAACAAUAAACAGAAAAGGAAAAUAAAAAUAAAAACGAAUCGAAAAGCUAAAUGUCAACUAA
Molecule: messenger RNA, 5157 nt
Organism: Drosophila erecta
Lineage: Eukaryota; Metazoa; Arthropoda; Insecta; Diptera; Drosophilidae
Gene: bab2
Product: protein bric-a-brac 2
Exons: 5
Coding region: 468-3695 (1075 amino acids)
Biological process (GO): regulation of transcription by RNA polymerase II
Cellular component (GO): nucleus
Molecular function (GO): protein binding; DNA binding
Source: RefSeq, a predicted model, not a curated record